Cyphellophora europaea CBS 101466 is the source of this 369-nucleotide messenger RNA. RefSeq lists its product as uncharacterized. The transcript has a single exon. Lineage: Eukaryota; Fungi; Ascomycota; Eurotiomycetes; Chaetothyriales; Cyphellophoraceae. The coding region runs from base 1 to 369 and encodes 122 amino acids. The record is from RefSeq and is a predicted model, not a curated record.
AUGUACGACUGGGCCUAUGUCCCCACCAAGGGCAACUACCUAUGGACCGUCGCCGCCGACACCUCGCAGCCCCGCACCUCCCAGCAAACCUACCUGAUGCGCUUCGACCGCACCGCCAAAACGUGGUUCACCGUCGGGAGCUUCGGCGUCCUCGUCAACACCGGCACCAAUACCUGGGGCGCCGUGUAUGCCUCCGCCGACGGCUUUCUGUACGGCUCCGAGAACAACUCCGGGAGGAUCUUUCGCUUCAAUGUCACGUCCGUGCAGGCGACGUCGUUGGCGACGGGACCGGGCACGAGUGUCAAUGACGGUGCGCACUGGUAUGUGAUGAUGCUUGAUAUCUUUUGCGCUGAAUAUGAAAACUUUUAG